AUGUUAUCUGCGAGAGUAUUAAGGUACAAAAAUGAGACCGUAACUAAAUUUAAUUUAUAUUCAAAACAGUUACUCAACAACAUAUCCAAAUAUCACGACACAUCAUCAUCUGAUAAAUUGUCCGUAGCCAAGGAUAUACAUCAGAAUGUAAACAAUUUUAUAGGAAUUACAAGAGAGAUUAGGUCAAAAAUACGCUUCUUUUCUACUCUACAUUUGAUAGAAUUUCUCAAUAUCGCGGGAGAUCUUUUUUCCUACAAACUCAAAAUACAUAUUAAUCAGACACUGGAACCCAUUUUAAAUAAAAAUUCGUCAUCGCAAUUUUCAAGUCAUUUGUACCUCAUUAGACGUAAUAUAAUUGAUCAUUUGCUAAGUUUAUAUCAUUACAAUCUUGUAUCUAUAGAUGAAAAAUAUUAUUUGUUAUGCUCACUUUCCAAGUCAUGGGACUUGGUACCUCUUCAAACAUGGAAUUAUCUCUUUGAAUCUUUCAUAAAUGAGCUUCACCUACACUCUCCCAUCCAGAUUGCAAAUAUUAUGCUGAUUCAUCAUAGAAUCCAACACCUAUUUCACAAGCAAACUAAUUACAAUUUUAUAGCGCUUGAUCACAAUAACACCCGAUCUAAACCAUUAAAUGAAGCUAUCGCCAUGGCAAUACCUGAUUAUAACAUGAUAACUAACGAUUAUAUCCAUUCCAUGGGUUUAACGCUACUUUCCAAUAAUAUACAAUUACUGAAACCCAAGAAGAUCAUAGAAAUAACAUACCUGGCGACUAGAAGAAACUGCAAGUCAAUUAAUUUCUACAAUACAGUUCAUCGACACUUAAUGGGAAUAAACAAUCUUACAUUUGGGAAUUAUACCACUCUCGUUCGGUUGAAUACCCAAGUUUUACACUCGUGCUUAUCAAUUUCUGGUAGCAGACUACAUCUACCACAAGAGAUUAAUGAUAUCAUUUGUGUAUUUUCAAACAUUCUUGAAUGCGUUGAAUCUUAUAACAACAUGAUUGGAUCUAAAAAACCCGUAAACCCCUCCCCAGAAAACAACCUGUUUUAUUAUGAUUUAGAAUUGAUGAUUAACAUUAAUAACACUUUCAGGCCGAAAUACCACUCAAUAUUAAUUCUGGAUGCGUUGUGUUCCCAACCAAUUCUAAAAUCGCUUUGCCUUCUUGAUCGACAUCAUACCCAAUUGAGUGCUAACAUGCCACAAUUGUUACACAAGUACCACUCUUCUAUCAGCAAACUUAUUGAGAUCACACUAUACAAUAUUAAAAAUUUACCAUGCAAUGUUAUACUUAGUUCACUUAGGAUUUCGGGGUCUAGGUAUUCGAAGUUUUUUUGCGCUAGGGAAUUUUCGUGCGCGAAUAAAGAGAUCGGAAAUGUAGUGUCUGCAAACAUAGAAAACCACAGCAAUUUAAUUGCACUCUCACGCUUUAACGUAUAA
Molecule: messenger RNA, 1434 nt
Organism: Babesia microti strain RI
Lineage: Eukaryota; Apicomplexa; Aconoidasida; Piroplasmida; Babesiidae
Exons: 2
Coding region: 1-1434 (477 amino acids)
Source: RefSeq, a predicted model, not a curated record